Molecule: messenger RNA, 2907 nt
Organism: Danio rerio (zebrafish)
Lineage: Eukaryota; Metazoa; Chordata; Actinopteri; Cypriniformes; Danionidae
Source: RefSeq, a predicted model, not a curated record
AUGUUAACGACAACAAGAGCUGACGAUAACAUAGCAGACCAUAGCAGAGCAGACCGUAACAGAGCAGACAAUAACAAAGCUGACGGUAACAGAGUUGACGGUAACAGAGCUGACGACUACAGAGCUGACGACUACAGAGCUGACGACUACAGAGCUGACGACUACAGAGCUGACGACUACAGAGUUGACGACUACAGAGCUGACAGCGACAGAGCUGAUGGUAACAGAGCUGACGGUAUCAAAGCUGACGAUAACAGAGCUGACAGUAACAGAGCUGACGGUAACAGAGCUGACAGUAACAGAGCUGACAGUAACAGAGCUGACGGUAACAGAGCUGACGGUAACAGAGCUGACGGUAACAGAGCUGACGGUAACAGAGCUGACGGUAACAGAGCUGACGGUAACAGAGCUGACGGUAACAGAGCUGACGGUAACAGCGCUGACGGUAACAGAGCUGACGGUAACAGAGCUGACGGUAACAGCGCUGACGGUAACAGCGCUGACGGUAACAGCGCUGACGGUAACAGCGCUGACGGUAACAGAGCUGACGGCAACAGAGCUGACGACUACAGAGCUGACCGUAACAGAGCUGACGACUACAGAGCUGACGACUACAGAGCUGACGACUACAGAGCUGACGACUACAAAGCUGACGACUACAGAGCUGACGACUACAGAGCUGACGACUACAAAGCUGACGACUACAAAGCUGACGACUACAAAGCUGACGACUACAGAGCUGACGACUACAAAGCUGACGACUACAGAGCUGACGGCGACAGAGCUGACGGCGACAGAGCUGACGGCGACAGAGUUGACGACUACAGAGCUGACAGCGACAGAGCUGACGUUGACGACUACAGAGCUGACAGCGACAGAGCUGAUGGUAACAGAGCUGACGGUAACAGAGCUGACGGUAACAGAGCUGACGACUACAGAGCUGACGACUACAGAGUUGACGACUACAGAGCUGACAGCGACAGAGCUGAUGGUAACAGAGCUGACGGUAUCAAAGCUGACGAUAACAGAGCUGACGGUAACAAAGCUGACGGUAACAGAGCUGAUGGUAACAGAGCUGACAGUAACAGAGCUGACAGUAACAGAGCUGACAGUAACAGAGCUGACCGUAACAGAGCUGACCGUAACAGAGCUGACCGUAACAGAGCUGACCGUAACAGAGCUGACGGUAACAGAGCUGACGGUAACAGAGCUGACGGUAACAGCGCUGACGGUAACAGCGCUGACGGUAACAGAGCUGACGGUAACAGAGCUGACGGUAACAGCGCUGACGGUAACAGCGCUGACGGUAACAGCGCUGACGGUAACAGAGCUGACGGUAACAAAGCUGACGGUAACAGAGCUGAUGGUAACAGAGCUGACGACUACAGAGCUGACGACUACAAAGCUGACGACUACAAAGCUGACGACUACAAAGCUGACGACUACAGAGCUGACGGUAACAGAGCUGACGGUAACAGAGCUGACGGUAACAGAGCUGACGGUAACAGCGCUGACGGUAACAGCGCUGACGGUAACAGAGCUGACGGUAACAGAGCUGACGGUAACAGCGCUGACGGUAACAGCGCUGACGGUAACAGCGCUGACGGUAACAGAGCUGACGGUAACAGAGCUGACGGCAACAGAGCUGACGGUAACAGAGCUGACGGUAACAGCGCUGACGGUAACAGCGCUGACGGUAACAGAGCUGACGGUAACAGAGCUGACGGUAACAGCGCUGACGGUAACAGCGCUGACGGUAACAGCGCUGACGGUAACAGAGCUGACGGUAACAGAGCUGACGGCAACAGAGCUGACGACUACAGAGCUGACCGUAACAGAGCUGACGACUACAGAGCUGACGACUACAAAGCUGACGACUACAGAGCUGACGGCGACAGAGCUGACGGCGACAGAGCUGACGGCGACAGAGUUGACGACUACAGAGCUGACAGCGACAGAGCUGAUGGUAACAGAGCUGACGGUAACAGAGCUGACGGUAACAGAGCUGACGACUACAGAGCUGACGACUACAGAGUUGACGUCUACAGAGCUGACAGCGACAGAGCUGAUGGUAACAGAGCUGACGGUAACAGAGCUGACGACUACAGAGCUGACGACUACAGAGUUGACGACUACAGAGCUGACAGCGACAGAGCUGAUGGUAACAGAGCUGACGGUAUCAAAGCUGACGAUAACAGAGCUGACGGUAACAAAGCUGACGGUAACAGAGCUGACGACUACAGAGCAGACGACUACAGAGCAGACGACUACAGAGCAGACGACUACAGAGCAGACGACUACAGAGCUGACGACUACAGAGCUGACGGCGACAGAGCUGACGACUACAGAGCUGACGGCGACAGAGCUGACGGUAACAAAGCUGACGAUAACAGAGCUGACAGUAAGAGAGCUGACGACAACAGAGCCCACGGUAACAAAGUCCAUGGUAACAGAGCUGACGGUAACAGAGCCGACGGUAACAGAGCUUAUGACGACAGAGCUGACGACAACAGAGCCCACGACAACAGAGCCCACGACAACAGAGCCCACGACAACAGAGCCCACGACAACAGAGCCCACGACAACAGAGCCCACGACAACAGAGCCCACGACAACAGAGCCCACGGUAACAGAGCCCACGGUAACAGAGCCCACGGUAACAGAGCCCACGGUAACAGAACUGACGACAAAAGAGCUGACGGCGACAGAGCCGGUGACAAAAGAGUGGACGACAACAGAGCUGACACUUACCAAGUUGACGACAACAGACAUGACAAUAACAGAGAUAAUGGUAACAGAUUCGAUGACAACACAACUGGCGACAACAAAGAUGACCACAACAAAAGAGAUGGCAGUGGUGUAACAGAUCACAAAUCUUACAGUUCGCAUCACAUUAUGUUUUUUUAG